AUGGUAAGAGGAAUUCAUGACAACAUGAAACCAAAGAAAAGUGAAUCACAUGAUGCUAAAGAACCUAGUAGUGGUGAAUACAUAGUUCUUAAUCAUGAAGUAACCAAUUACAACAAGGCCAACAAUAGUGUUUCUCCUCUUCUUAACUCAAAUAGCCAACACAAACACAUUCAAGAGACAAAGACAACUACAAACAAAUCAUGUUCUAUUUCAUCAUCAUCAUCAUCAUCAUCAUUUCAUGCUACAACUUCUUCAAAAUCUUCUUCUUCUAGUACUUCUUCAAACUCUCAUUUUACAAAAAAUAAUGCAAUUUCAUUCUCCAUGAAAAACCCUUCUCAUGUUAACAUUUUUAUUGAUCUUUACAAGAAAAUCAAAGCUUCAUUGUCAAAAUCAAUAUCUCUCUUAAGAGAAAAAUGUUCUUGUUUUGAUAAAAAUUCUUUGCAAGUCAAAGAAAAAUUUCCAAAACCAAAAACCUCAAAUACAACUACAUCAUCACCACCAACAUCUCAAAUUCAAACUAUCUCACAAAACCAAAUUACUAGAAAUUCUUUGAGUAACAAAACAACACCAAAAGACAAGUUGACAAUAGAUGAUCAUGAAGAUCAACAAGAGGUAGCACGUGAUUCUAUGCAUGUUUUUCAACUAACAAGUCCACACAAGUCACGUGCAAUGGAUGAAGAUGUAACAAGUGAUGCAAGUUCUGAUCUUUUUGAGAUAGAAGGUUUUUGUUUCUCCACACAAGCCACCCCUACUUCUCCAAAUGUUUUAUGUGAUACUUAG
Messenger RNA from Trifolium pratense (red clover), 780 nucleotides. Its product is annotated as putative protein TPRXL. Lineage: Eukaryota; Viridiplantae; Streptophyta; Magnoliopsida; Fabales; Fabaceae. Gene Ontology annotation, biological process: phototropism. Bases 1 to 780 code for a protein of 259 amino acids. The transcript has a single exon. The record is from RefSeq and is a predicted model, not a curated record.